Molecule: messenger RNA, 2646 nt
Organism: Monodelphis domestica (gray short-tailed opossum)
Lineage: Eukaryota; Metazoa; Chordata; Mammalia; Didelphimorphia; Didelphidae
Biological process (GO): regulation of transcription by RNA polymerase II
Molecular function (GO): RNA polymerase II cis-regulatory region sequence-specific DNA binding; DNA-binding transcription factor activity
Source: RefSeq, a predicted model, not a curated record
ACAGGCGCAGUGUCUGGGUAGGCGCUUGCCCUUUUCUUCCUUAGGAGGCUCGGAGGUGGCUAGUUUGCUUGAUUUCCUCAAGAAAGAACCAUCAGGAAGAAGAAAAUGACUUCCAGUCUCUUGACAGUCAAGUCUGAGGAAACAGUGACAUUUAAGGAUGUGGCUGUGGACUUCACCUGGGAGGAGUGGAAACAGCUGACUCCAGUGCAGAGGGACCUGUACCGGGAUGUGAUGCUGGAGAACUAUCAGAACCUGGUCUCCCUGGGACUGCCAGUUUUUCAAUCAGAUUUGAUUUCCCAGUUGGAAAGAGGAGAAGUCCCAUGGAUCCCGGAGGGAGAAACCUUUAGAGGCCCCUGCCCAGGUUCAAUUAAUCAGGAAACAAUAUGUAAAAUAAAGGGAUUCACUCUAAAGCAAGACAUUUUUGUGGGAGAGUCAUCCAAGGAAAGAUUCACAAACAAUGACGCCUGGGAUUCCAAGUUGGGAGAAGAAUGGGAAUGUAAUGUCAGAUCGGGGAGGCAAAAGGACAGCCAGGAGGAAAAAUAUAGACGAACAAUAGUCACUCAUAAGUGUCAGAUGUUUUCAAGUUUGAGUCUGGGAUUGGACUCUUUUGCCCAACAGAUGAAUGCUGCUAGGAAAACUCUCCAUAGAGAUGGUAUGCAUGAUGAGUGCCUUAGACCAUUUUCUGACUUAGUGAAAUGGAAUGGAAUAUCCUCAGGUAAGAAGCCUUAUGAGUAUAAUAAAUGCAAGAAGACCUCUUAUGACUCAGGCCUUACUCAGAAUCAUAGAAAAUGUAGUGGAAAGAAACAACAUGAGUGUAAUGAAUGUAAAAAAGCCUUCAGUUAUAAGGGAUAUCUUAUUGAACAUAAGAGGAUUCAUACAGGAGAGAAACCUUUUAAAUGUAAUAAAUGUGGAAAAGCUUUUGGUAGCAACUCAUCCCUUAGGAAGCACCAAAGAAUUCACACUGGAGAGAAACCAUAUGAGUGUAAUGAAUGUGGGAAAGCCUUCAUCAACAACUCAUCUCUUAAGAAACAUCAGAGAAUUCAUACUGGAGAGAAACCAUAUGAAUGCAAUGAAUGUGGAAAAGCUUUCAGUCAUGGGGGAUAUCUUACUGAACAUAAGAGAAUUCAUACAGGAGAGAAGCCCUUUGAAUGUAACAAAUGUGAGAAAGCUUUUAGCAACAGCUCUUCAUUCAGGAAGCAUCAGAGAAUUCACACUGGAGAGAAACCAUAUGAGUGUAAUGAAUGUGGGAAAGCCUUCAGAAGCAGCUCAUCUUUUAAGAAACAUUUGAGACUUCAUUCUGGAGAAAAACAAUUUGAGUGUAGUGAAUGUGAGAAAUCCUUCAGCAACAGUUCAUCUCUUAUGAAACAUCAGAGGAUUCACACUGGAGAGAAACCUUUUGUGUGUAACGAGUGUGGGAAAGGCUUCAUACAGAGGGGAAACCUUACUGAACACCAGAGAGUUCACACUGGAGAGAAACCCUUUAAAUGUAAUGAAUGUGGAAAAGCCUUUAGCCAGAGAGGAAAUCUUACUGAACACCAGAGAAUUCACACAGGUGAGAAACCAUUUAAAUGUAAUGAAUGUGGAAAGGCCUUUGGCAACAACUCAUGCCUCCUAAAACAUCAGAGGAUUCAUACUGGAGAGAGACCAUAUGAAUGUAAGGAAUGUGGGAAAGCUUUCAACAACAGCUCAUCCCUUAUGAAGCACUGGAGGAUUCAUACUGGAGAGAAACCAUAUGAGUGCAACGAAUGUGGGAAAGCCUUCACUAACAGCUCAUCUCUUCUAAGGCAUCAGAGAAUUCACACUGGAGAGAAACCAUAUGAAUGUAAUGAAUGUAAGAAAGCAUUCACCAACAGUUCAUCCCUUAUGAAACAUCAAGGGAUUCAUACAGGAGAGAAACCCUUUGAAUGUGAUGAAUGUGGGAAAGCCUUCAGCCACAAAGGGUAUCUUACUGAACACAAGAUAAUUCAUACAGGAGAGAAACCCUUUGAAUGUAAUGAAUGUGGAAAAGCCUUCAACAAGAGUUCUUCCCUUAGGAAACAUCAUAGAACUCAUACUGGAGAGAAAUACUUCCAAUGUAAUAAAUGUGGGAAAGCCUUCAGCAAAAACUCAUCACUUAAGAAACACCAGAGAGUUCAUAUAUGAGAGAAAACCUUUCAAUAUAUUUAAUGUAGAAAAGAGUUCAGCCAGAGGGAACAUAUAUCAGGGAAUUUGUAAGGGAAGAAAACCCUUUGAAUGUAAUUAGUGUGGGAAAACCUGUAAAAGCCAUUCAUCUAGUAGAACAAAGCAGAUAAUUCAUACUAGGCAAAAUCCUAUGAAUGUAAUGACCGCAGUGGAAACCUUUCACAUCUAGUUCAUUCCUUAUCAGACCUUACUGACUUCAUAUAGGAAAUUAAUUCUAGAUAUAUAAAAACAUAGGAUAAAUUUCCAUUAGACUUGCCACUUAUUAAAUGCUGGAAUGUCAAGAUGUUAGUGUCAUCUGUUAUAUUGUUGCUUAUUAAUGUUUUUGAAUGAAAUGAAUCUAAUUCCUUUAUAGCCCUCUUUCCUAUAUGUUCUUUGGAGAACUGUAUUAAUCAGUGUAGAAUUAAAAGAGCUGAGAUUUCAGGCUUCAAAAUGUUCUUUUUAAUAAAGCCAUUAUGAUAUUACUUA